GUCUUUUGGCCGAUCCCAAGAGGAGGGGCCGGGGAAUCCCGUCUCCUGACGCUCUAGACAGCUCGCCUCCAAUCGGAGCGAGGCUGCUCACUCGUGUUUGGCUUUCUGGCGACCGAGAGGGCAAGGGAAGGAGUCGCUGCCCCGCAGAAACUUACUCGGGCGCGGGGAACAGGGAGCCGACCUCUUCUUCGGUAGCUGCAGAGAAACGAGGCUCCCCCUAAGAUGGGCCUCUUGGAGUUCCUGCCCCUCGGCGCCUUCGGUCUGGCGCUCGCUACUGCUCUGGUUCUCGGGGCGUUGUGUACUUUCGGCAGGAGGAAAAGGCAAGCUGGAGAGCCUCCCUUAAUAAAUGGUUGGAUUCCUUUCUUGGGAAAGGCCCUGAAUUUUAGAACCAAUACCACUGAUUUUUUAUUAUCUUUGAAUAAAAAAUAUGGAGAUAUUUUUACUAUACACAUGGCUGGCAAAUAUAUUACAUUUAUAAUGAACCCCCUGCAGUACCAUGUUAUGUCCAAGAACAGCAAGUAUCUGGAAUUUAGAGAGUUGGCAGAUCGAAUAUCAAGCCAAGCAUUUGACCACCCGCGCAUUAGAAAUGAGGAUUGCCCAGACCUAAAUGAACACUUGCACAGGAAUUAUCAAUAUCUUCUCGGCAAAUCAUUGGACACACUCUCUAAUAAUAUGAUGAACAACCUCCGAAAUAUAUUUGAGAGCAAGUUCUCACAAAUGGUAGAUUGGGAGACCGGAAAAAUGUACAAGUUCUGCUUCUCUAUAAUAUUUGAAGCCAGCUUUAAAACACUGUACGGGAGGGAACCUCAUAAUGAUGGCUAUAGUGUUACAGAUGCAAUUGGAGAAAAAUUUCUCAAGUUUGAUGCCAACUUCUCCUAUUUGGCACUAAACACACCAAUUCAAUUGCUGGGAGCAACCAAGAGGAUCCGGAGAGAAAUCAUACACUUUUUAAGUCCAAAAAAGAUGGAGAAAUGGUUGGAAGUUUCUGAAGUGGUCCAAAGCAGAAAAGAUGUAUUUGAACCCUAUCAGGUGCUUAGCGAUUAUGACAAAGCAGCACAUCAUUUCGGCUUCCUGUGGGCCUCUGUGGGAAACACAAUUCCUGCUAUAUUCUGGGCGAUGUAUUAUCUGUUGAGGCACCCAGAAGCUUUUGCAGUGGUGCGUGACGAAAUUGACCAUUUGCUGCAGUCAACAGGUCAAGAGAGGAGGCCAGGAUACAGCAGCUACCUCACCAGAGAACAAUUGGACAACCUGGUCUACCUAGAAAGUGCUAUAAAUGAGAGUUUACGAAUUAGUUCCUCUUCAAUGAAUAUCCGUGAAAUCAAAGAAAAUUUUAUUCUCAAAUUUGAAAAGAAUCAUGAAGUCAGUUUGAGAAAAGGGGAUUUGGUGGCAAUUUUUCCUCCAGUUCUGCACCUGGACCCUGAGAUCUACGAAGAUCCUAAGGCCUACAAAUUUGACCGCUAUGUGGAAAACGGCAAGAAGAAAACAACCUUCUUCAAGCAGAGAAAGAAGCUGAAAUAUUUUCUAAUGCCUUUUGGCUCUGGAAUCAGCAAAUGUCCUGGCAGAUUCUUUGCAAUGAAUGAAAUUAAGCUGUUUCUGAUUUUAGCAUUGGUUCAUUUUGAUAUGGAAAUAAUGGAAGACAAACAACUUGGGCAGAACAAGGAUAGAAUAGGCCUGGGUAUUUUAUUGCCAGAUUCUGACAUUAUUUUUCGCUAUAAGCUUAGGUCUUAGUGCAGAACUUCUGUUGCUUAUAUAACUGAUGUCUUACACAAAUUAGUUCCGUCUCUUUUUAUUAAAUAUAAUAUAGCAUUUGUAUUUUCAUUGUUACUAAAAGUCUAAAUAUCACAGAGAGUGCCACAUUUGUGCAAAGAAGGAUGAGGAAUAGAUAUAAUCCAUGUUAAAUCCUUUUUGUAAUACUAGAGAUUUAAGAUCUAAGGCCCCACGAAGUACUUCUGACUCGUCCAUGGGUCUUGUAAAGAGAACUUGAUAUUAAAACUGCAAUCCUAAACAUCUUUGCUGGAAAGUAAAAUCUACUCACCUUGGUGGGAGUAAACAUAAAUAAGGGUCACUUUUUUGGUUGACUCUGGAAGAAUCCCAAGAAUAAGUAUUGCUUAUGUUUGAAUCCUGCUUUCACCAGCCUGAGGUAUAACAACAAGGAUUUAUCUUUCAUUCCUACAUACACAUAAAAGCAAAAUGUCAGAAAGGCUAAAUGCUUUGUCCAUGCUGAGGUACUUUUGUUUUGCAGCCAACGGUUUCCUUCUACUGAGGAGUCUAAUCUUCUCACUAUACUACAGGGAAAGAAGGACCGCAGUUCUCACUGAGACACUUAAUGUUGCUUCAGCACCUUGACCAUCAGUUCCAUAACUAGAAUUGCUUCUGCGCAUACUGUGCUAUACAUGCACAAAAUCUUUUCUUAGAAACAGGGAUACGUGGCCUGGCAAAGCAGCUUCAAAGGAAUGUUGUGUCCAAAACUUUAUACAGCCCUAAUAGAUUAUAUGCAAUGUAACAUAAUUUAUGAAGCAUUGAUUAACUGAAGAAGCUAUCUGUCUGUGCUAUUGGUACUCCAGGGUGGGAGGAAAUAAGCUUUGUUUUUCAUGAAACGGUCCGAUUUAUUCUAGGUGGUGAUGGUACAAUCUCUGUGGGCAAAUGCAGUGCAGUUGAAGCUCAAAUCUAGCUGCUUUUUUUUUUUACAGAAUGAAAAACAAAAGUAGCAUCAUGAUGAUGUUGUACAGACAUCCUUGCAGAAACGUAAACUGUGAAACAUCUCCUACAGUUAUGAGGAAUCCUCCUUUGGCAACCUUUUGAUAGCAACUGUGGGAAAAAUGAAAAGCAGGUAUUUGUUUAAAACAUGACCUGCAUUUUGAUUCACACUGUGCUUUUACAUUUUGAAAUUUUAAAUAUCAUGUGUUGGAGGAUAAAAAUGUAAUGGCACUUUGUCAAAUUGGAAAGCAACACAUACAUCAGAAUAAUUACUGCUCUAUAGCUGAUGUGAGCAGAGAACACUUGUAAAGGUACAAAUGAGGCCUAUGGAAGAGUACAGUUGGCUGCUACUUGAUGCUCAAACUUUCACUGCAUAUAAAAAAAAAUGGCAACUGUGAGACUGUGUCCAAACUCUGCAUAAGAGACUUGUUGGAUCUUCAAAUAGAUUUUGCUGCAAUGUUUGUAACAAAAUCAUGUUUUGGGAGGGCAGCUGUCUUGGUUUUCAACUGGAACUAGUAUGUUUGUUGGAAUUCUCGCAGCUCCCUUCUGUAAAAUAAGUCUCUGGUUUGGGCAUCCCAUAGCAAAGCCGCUCAUGACCAAGCAGCAUCAUUCUUCUAGAACGGACAGAUAAACAAGACAAAAUAUUGGAAUUGAAAAAGAUUAAGGAGGAUUAUGCCUCUUCUUCCUAAUUUUAGACCCUGUCCCCACUCACCCUUAACCACAAUGCAACCAUGUCCUGACAAUACCAUUGUGUCAUUGCCCUUACUCUAUCCCUAGGGAGCAAGUGAGAGAGACUUAAGCUGCACUGGAAUGAAAAUAAUAUUCCCUCUCAUAAGGUGAUACUCUCCCACCACAGCAUCAAUGUGUGUAAAAAUGGUAAUGCUUCAUGAUACAUUAUCUUGGAAGUGUGACAAGCUGAACUGUUGUAGGUGAGAUCAGAGGUGUGCUUUGGGUAUGUUGGGAAGUGUUGGUACACUCUCUCCCUUUUGGUUAACCAACCUCUACCUUGGUUGAGUGUCCUCACCAUUAGCUCUUGGAUUCCUUGACAUCUUUCAUACCCAUCAACACCCCUCUUCUCUGUUCUGGAUACCAACUUCUCUCCAGGCUGCCAAAACGGAAACAAGCAGAGCAGACCCCAAGGAAAAGAAAAGGGAAUAUAUUUUCCCCCUUUAACCUCUUCUAACAGCAUUCUGAAAUGAACCUUUAUUUCAGAUGGUUGCAGUCCUGCUUUUCCUCAUUGUGGUGUCCAGAGAAUAUUGAGUGAGAUUGAACUAGACGUUUACUGCUUACUUGCAAUUUCUCUGUAUUUGUUAUUUUCAAAUACUUCUUUCCUCUUCCACUCAUGAAGUAAGAAACCUAGUAGCUCAGCAGCCACUCAGUUUCACUCAGCCAGCUCUAUAGCAGGGUUUUCAAACAUUUAGAAGACAUAGAACCUGUUAGUUAAAAACAAAAUCCUGGUCAAGAAGCAGGCAAAGCUCCAGAAACAGAAAAUUGGCUGCUUUCAAGUGAACUUUUUUGCCCUUAAUCUAUAAUGGGACCCAUCAAGUACUCACAGAAUCCUAGGUCUCUACAGAACCGAGUUUGAAAAACUCUGCUCAAUAGGACCUAGCUAGUUGCAUAAUCAUAGAACCUGCCUCCCUUCUCUCUGGCAUCUUCCAUACAUUUAUUUCACAUUUUUUAAACUUGGGAGAUGUCCAGAAGUAUAGGAGAGAAGGUGGACAAACCAGCUUAGAGAAGACAGGCAGAGUGCUGAAAUCAGACCUGCUCCUUUUGCUUUGGUGCCCUGCUUGAUACAUGUUUUCUCUGCUGACUUUGAUGUCCUGAAACAAAUCAGGUUCCCUUUGACAAAUGCUACACUCAGAAACCAUUACAAGAUUGUUUGGAAAUGUCUUGGAAGGGCAGGAAUUGGCAGUGUGGAGAGCAAAUGUUAUGCCAGCAUUGUUUUAUGCCAUCUCAAGAAUAGAUAGAAAGUACUUCAGCUUAGUAAUGAGAAAAGGCCUUUCGUAUUUUCUUAAGGAUACUGGUAAGCAUUCCACAUAAAUGAAAUCGAAUAAGCUCUUGAAGAGUCAUAAAAAUUGAAUGGUCCAAAACACAAGAAUUAUGAAACUUUAUUAACGGUACAAUGUAAAUUUGUUCCAUGGAGAAAUGCUAACAAUCUUAGAAACUGUUGUCCUUCAUGAAAUAGGAUUAACUAGUGGUUCCAAAGUUGUUGGAAGUAUUAAAAGAAAUAGCCAUCUGCUAAGGAAUAAAUUUGGUCAAUUUCAAUAGGACCUACAUUAUUUUAAUGUUUUCAGGAAUGUUUCCAGAAAGUUAUGCAACUCUUUGAAAAUUAAAGAAACAGUUAAGAUUGGUACAUCUUAGAGGUUUAAUAGGGGAAUGAAUUAUAUUCAUACUUUAUUUUAACUGCUAUCAGCUGAUCUUAGUAGUCCUUACACUGGCUAAUCAUUUUACCUUGUUUUACCCAAACCUGGCAGAGUAUUUUUACAGAUUGGCAUGAGUGGAUCACAUAUUUUUAAAGGUCAAGUGAUGCAAUAUUUUUUUAAUUUACUAUUUUUGAUUUAAUAAAGGACUUUUUUCCUUU
Molecule: messenger RNA, 5278 nt
Organism: Candoia aspera
Lineage: Eukaryota; Metazoa; Chordata; Lepidosauria; Squamata; Candoiidae
Product: cytochrome P450 7B1
Exons: 6
Coding region: 223-1728 (501 amino acids)
Biological process (GO): bile acid biosynthetic process; cholesterol homeostasis
Molecular function (GO): iron ion binding; heme binding; oxysterol 7-alpha-hydroxylase activity
Source: RefSeq, a predicted model, not a curated record